Lithohypha guttulata is the source of this 945-nucleotide messenger RNA. RefSeq lists its product as uncharacterized. NCBI's taxonomy places the organism in Eukaryota, Fungi, Ascomycota, Eurotiomycetes, Chaetothyriales, Trichomeriaceae. Gene Ontology annotation, molecular function: endonuclease activity; nucleic acid binding. Gene Ontology annotation, biological process: DNA catabolic process. The transcript has a single exon. Bases 1 to 945 code for a protein of 314 amino acids. The record is from RefSeq and is a predicted model, not a curated record.
AUGCAAUCCUUGCUCAAUGUUCUGCUUCUCUUCACUACUUACCUCAAUCUAGUCGCUGCCUGGGGCUCACUCGGUCACCGAACAACUACAGCUCUUGCCCUCCUUUACAUUCCACAAGAUCACCCAGCAGAACUACUCCUGCAAACCCUCCUCCACGGUCAAGAUCCCACCACUGCCGCUCUCUUCCCAGAUCGUAUUCGAUAUAUCCCUUCCUUCGCGUACACCGCACCAUGGCACUACAUCGACGCCCUAGACAAUCCACCACAUCAAUGUGGCAUCAACAUAACGCGUGAUUGCCUGCCCGAAGGCUGCGUGGUCAGCGCAAUCGCCAACCAUACAGAUCGCGUCGCUAGUCCCAGUCUACCCCUGUGGCAGCGCGGACAGAGUCUCCGCUUCAUGCUGCAUUUCUUUGGGGAUGUACAUCAGCCUCUACAUACCGACAUUCUGAGUCGUGGUGGGAACGAAAUCGAGAUCACGUUUGAUGGAGCUAAGCAUAAUCUGCAUAGUGUUUGGGACACCCUCAUUCCCAAGAAGAUUGUUGAGAUUGCGGGCGAGAAGAAACUGCUGAACAGCAACCAAUGGGACCUGAAGAAUGAGACUGAAGCUGCUUAUGCUUGGGCUGAAUUUCUCUACGCCAGAUAUAGAGGUUCUACCAUUGCCGAAGAAGUAUAUAGUGUGUGCACGCACGAUGCUGCAGAGUGUUCCUUGAGAUGGGCUAGUGAGGCUAACAAGUGGGUCUGUAAAUACGUGUUUGAAGGUGGGCUUGAAGAACUACAGAACAAAGACUUGGGAGGAGAAUAUUUUGAGGGUGCUGUGCCCAUCAUUGAAGAGAUGGUUCUAAAGGGUGGCAGGAGGUUAGCAAGGUGGCUUAUGAUGAUUGCUUGGGAUCUCAAGCAUGAAUUAGCAGAAACUAAGACCGACGAAAUGAUUGUACAAGAGCUAUAA